GGGGCCCGCUGUACUCGAGAGAGGCUAACCCUAAAAAAAACACUUCCUGAGAGAGAGAGAGAGGGGAAAAUGGAAGCUAAAGAUAUGGAGAUGGAUGUGGAAGGUGCGAAACCUAGUUCGAAUUCAAACCAAUUCAAGCGAUUCGGACUAAAAAACACUAUUCAAACGAACUUCGGAGACGACUACGUCUUCCAAAUCGUCCCUGAGGAUGAUUGGACGUCGAUGGCGGUGUCUCUGUCGACCAACGCCGUAAAAUUGUACUCAGCAGUCACAGGUCAAUACUUGGGGGAGUGUAAAGGCCAUUCUUCCACUAUUAAUCAAAUCUCAUUCUCUGCUCCAACGACCCCUCACCUUCUUCACUCUUGCUCUUCUGAUUCUACCAUCAGAGCUUGGGACUCUAGAUCAUUCCAGCAGGUGUCUUCUGUAAGUGCUGGUCCUUCGCAAGAGAUAUUCAGCUUUUCAUUUGGGGGGCCAGGAGAUAAUCUUCUUGCCGCUGGAAGUAAGUCUCAGAUAUUCUUCUGGGAUUGGAGAACCAAGAAGCAAGUUGCAUGCCUAGAGGAAUCUCAUAUGGAGGAUGUUACUCAGGUUCACUUUGUUCCUGACCAUCAAAACAAGCUUGUUUCCGCUUCUGUAGAUGGACUAAUAUGUUUGUUUGAUACCAGUGCAAGUAUCGAUGACGAUGAUCAUCUGGAGUCAGUGAUUAAUGUGGGAACUUCAAUCGGAAAAGUGGGCUUUUUUGGAGAGGCAAGCCAAAAACUCUGGUGCUUGACACACAUUGAAACCUUAAGUGUUUGGGACUGGAAAGAUGCAAGAAUUGAAAUCAACUUCAAGAACGCUCGUUCAUUAGCUUCCGACAACUGGGCAUUAGAUCAUGUUGACUAUUUUGUUGAUUGCCACUACUCGAUGAAAGAUGAUCAUUUAUGGGUAAUUGGUGGGACGAAUGCUGGUACCUUAGGUUGCUUCCCUGUGAAUUACGAAGGAACAGGAUCGAUUGGAUCUCCAGAGGCUGUUCUCCAUGGUGGUCACACAGGUAUUGUUAGGACUGUGUUGCCUUUGUCAGGCAUGCGGAGUGGGCCAACCCAUAGCCGAGGUGUCUUUGGAUGGACAGGUGGGGAGGAUGGUCGUUUAUGUUGUUGGAUGUCUGAUGAAUUGUCUGAUGUAAAUCGUUCUUGGAUUUCGAGUGAACUAGUCGUUAAGUCACCAACGACUCGCAAGAAAAGAAGGCAUCAUCCUUACUAAAAACAUUGAUCAAACCCUCGUGUUGUAUUCUAUUUCCUAAUCAUUUGCAAUUUUGUCUUAUGAUUUAUUUAUUUA
Molecule: messenger RNA, 1314 nt
Organism: Camellia sinensis
Lineage: Eukaryota; Viridiplantae; Streptophyta; Magnoliopsida; Ericales; Theaceae
Product: WD repeat-containing protein GTS1
Molecular function (GO): protein binding
Source: RefSeq, a predicted model, not a curated record